Molecule: messenger RNA, 1086 nt
Organism: Anisakis simplex (herring worm)
Lineage: Eukaryota; Metazoa; Nematoda; Chromadorea; Rhabditida; Anisakidae
Source: the annotation of a GenBank genome assembly
AUGCGAUCACAAGUUGAAAGGUGUGAAUGCAGUCGAGAUACGGUGAGUCUCAAGAGAGACGAAGAACACGUACGACUCCUUCUGAGAGUUUCUUCGAUGCCACUUAUCUCAACACUCCAAAACAUGGCACAUCAAGCGAAUGCUGAAAUCAAUUAUCUGGUUCAAAGGAGCAAGUAUAAUUUAUACGAAGAAAUGCAAAGUGAAUUCCCAAGACUUCUCUCGCAACCAUCAGUUGGCGAUUCGAUUGAAGAACUCUUUCAAAAGCUCCGCAACCAGCUAUUCGUUUCAACUGAUCUGUCGCCAUUAAGGAUCGAGAAGGAAAUACAGAAGGCGAUACAAAGUUUCUUUAUGCAGCUAUUAGCACCAACAUUCAUUUGCGCAACAACAACAACAACAGAAUCGGUGACACAGUCGUAUGCAAAUUGUCUUCGUAAUAAUGCACCUUCAUGGAAGAUAUUCUAUGGUAGUGAACAAAAUGAAUUGAUUGCUAAAUUGCAAAGAGCGAUACUCAAUUAUCGAAUCAUCGAGAAAACUAUCGAUAAAUUGCAUCGGUCGGUGGUGGAAAUGGAAACAAUGAAUACAAGUUGUAUAGCUGGCUUUACAGCGGCAGUAUACUGCGAUUUAGAUUGUUCAGAUCUCAAGCGAACAUCCUUACCGAUUCGAUAUUGUAACGAUGCGUGCAUUAACGCUGUGUAUAACUGUCUUGGUGAUAGUGUUCAGCACUGGAAUAGUUUUGUUACGAUAUUGCGUAAACUGAGUGUUGAUUUCGAUUAUGGAUUCUCGCAGCUAGAAAAAGAAAUUAUCAAUUCAGUGUCGUACGCCUUCCAAAUACAAGCGCCAUCAAUUGCGAGAGUCGUUCUUAAGAAAUGUAUUGCUCUGCUGAGUAAUCAAUCAACAUCAGCACCUCUUACUGUAACCGAUCACUACUUCAGUCAUCCACCCGCAAUAGAAAUGAAAUUAAUUAGUACGAUUAGAAAGUUUACUUCGUAUAUUGGAUGGUGGGAAAAAUUUGCAGCGAAUCUUUGUGCUGAUGCAUCACGUUCAUCAGUUUGCUGGAACGGCACUAUUCUCAUAUCAAGGUUGUAG